Molecule: messenger RNA, 1226 nt
Organism: Amyelois transitella
Lineage: Eukaryota; Metazoa; Arthropoda; Insecta; Lepidoptera; Pyralidae
Gene: Nurf-38
Exons: 5
Coding region: 25-1062 (345 amino acids)
Biological process (GO): phosphate-containing compound metabolic process
Cellular component (GO): cytoplasm
Molecular function (GO): inorganic diphosphate phosphatase activity; magnesium ion binding
Source: RefSeq, a predicted model, not a curated record
GAAGUCAAAUAAACACCGGCCGAAAUGUCAUCAACACGUUGCGCGGCCGCUUUGGUGGCUCGAUCAAUUCCGGUUUGGUUAUCGGUGACGAGGCAAUCACUGCUGUGUGCCGGAUUCAACACCAGUGCUAUAAGUGCAGUCCGCAGUAGAUUCGCUUCCUCGGCUACUUCGCAUCACCUCAAAAGAGCAGCCAGAAUGUACAUCGCGGAAGAGAGAGGAUCGGCUUACUCGCCAGAUUAUCGGGUCUAUUUCAAGGACGAGAGCGGCCCCAUAUCGCCCCUGCACGACAUCCCGCUGUGGGCGGACCGCGACCAGCGGCUCGUCAACAUGGUGGUGGAAGUCCCGCGCUGGACCAACGCCAAGAUGGAGAUCAGCCUCAGCGAGCCGCUCAACCCCAUCAAGCAGGACGUGAAGAAGGGCGCGCUGCGCUUCGUCAGCAACGUGUUCCCGCACCACGGCUACAUCUGGAACUACGGCGCGCUGCCGCAGACGUGGGAGAACCCGCGCCACGUGGACCCCGGCACGCAGGCCCGCGGGGACAACGACCCCAUCGACGUGAUCGAGAUCGGGCAGCGCGUGGCGGCUCGCGGGGACGUGGUCGCCGUCAAGGUGCUGGGCGCGCUGGCGCUGAUCGACGAGGGCGAGACGGACUGGAAGCUGGUGGCCGUGGACGCGCGCGACCCGGCGGCGGCGGCGCUGCGCGGCGUGGCGGACGUGGAGCGGCUGUUCCCGGGGCUGCUGCGCGCCACCGUGGAGUGGUUCCGCCUCUACAAGGUGCCCGACGGGAAGCCCGUCAACCAGUUCGCCUUCGACGGGGAGGCCAAGGACAAAGAGUUCGCCUACAAAGUCAUUGACGAAGUGCACGAGUUCUGGCGCGCGCUGGCGAGCGGCGAGGUCACAGACGCUGCGGAUAUCUGCAAGACCAACGUGUCGCUGCAGUGGUCGCCGAGCCGCGUGGAGCGCGCGGAGGCGGGCGCGCUGCUGGCGGGCGCGGCGCCGCGCGGGCUGCCGCGCGCGCCGCCGCCGCACGUGGACAAAUGGCACUUCGUGUCGAACAUCUAACGCGGCCGUCGCGCGCCGCCGUGUCGUGUCGUGAGCGGGCUCCUGCGGCCCGUCUGUUUAUUUAUUGCUGACUCGCAUCUCGACGAUGUCGUUAAGCUAGGGUCUAAGUGAGAAUAUUAUAUAAGUGUAAUGUAAAACGUGUUAAAAUACACUAUUUCUGAAAA